AACAUCAGUAACUCUUUCCACAGAGCAAGCACUGAGUAAAUCAAAUCAACAGUGGUGUAAGAAAGGCUCACUCACUUGACACCCUGGACUAUACUCACUACAGUCUAAGGUUUACCAAGUAGACGGCACCCAAGGAGGGGUUACGGAGAGCCUCCUUGUGGUUGCCCACUCUCAGCAAUGCGGGGUGGGGCUGGGGUUAGAGGUGGCUCCAGUUAGUCUUAGGCAAAACUAUAAAGUAGCAAAAGUGGCCUUUCCUCUCUUUCUGGUGGAAGAGUCUGGAGACAACAAUCAGAAAUGGCACCUUGCAAGGGCACGGAAAAGAAGGAGGAACAGGUCAUCAGCCUCGGACCUCAGGUGGCUGAAGGAGAGAAUGUAUCUGGUGUCUGCCACAUCUUUGCAUCCUUCAGUGAUACCUUUGUCCAUGUUACCGAUCUUUCUGGCAAGGAAACCAUCUGCCGAGUGACUGGUGGAAUGAAGGUGAAGGCUGACCGAGAGGAGUCCUCUCCAUAUGCAGCCAUGUUGGCUGCCCAGGAUGUGGCCAAGAGGAGCAAGGAGCUGGGCAUCACUGCCCUGCAUAUCAAACUCUGGGCCACAGGAGGAAACAGGACCAAGGCCCCUGGACCUGGAGCCCAGUCAGCCCUCAGAGCUCUUGCUCGCUCUGGGAUGAAGAUUGGGCAGAUUGAGGAUGUCACCUCCAUCCCCUCUGACAGCACUCAAAGGAAGAAGGGUUGUUGUGGUCGUUGUCUGUGA
Rattus norvegicus (Norway rat) is the source of this 750-nucleotide messenger RNA. The record is from RefSeq and is a predicted model, not a curated record. Lineage: Eukaryota; Metazoa; Chordata; Mammalia; Rodentia; Muridae.